This is a messenger RNA of Olea europaea var. sylvestris, 1476 nucleotides long. RefSeq names its product probable protein phosphatase 2C 60. NCBI's taxonomy places the organism in Eukaryota, Viridiplantae, Streptophyta, Magnoliopsida, Lamiales, Oleaceae. Gene Ontology annotation, biological process: protein dephosphorylation. The coding region runs from base 16 to 1269 and encodes 417 amino acids. The transcript has 11 exons. Gene Ontology annotation, molecular function: protein serine/threonine phosphatase activity; cation binding. The record is from RefSeq and is a predicted model, not a curated record.
UAGGAGGGCCCAGUUAUGAAGGAAGAUACAAUAGACCCAAAACUCUGGGUACCCAUUAACCGAGAUAGACCUAUUUUCGGCCCACAAAUUCCGGUUCGCUUUCCUCGUCCUCCCUCCCAUCUUCUUCGAUUUGUACUGAAAUUAUUUUACUACAAUUUCGCACAAAUCUCACCGCUAAAGCGAUCGAUUACGAAACUUCAGGUUAGCAUGGGGGUAUAUCUGAGCACUCCCAAAACUGAAAAGAUAUCCGAGGAUGGUGAGAAUGACAAGCUUAGGUAUGGCUUGUCAUCCAUGCAAGGAUGGCGCUCAACCAUGGAAGAUGCUCAUGCAGCUUAUACUGAUUUGGACAAUUCAACCUCUUAUUUUGGUGUUUAUGAUGGACAUGGAGGCAAAGAAGUUGCAAAAUUUUGUGCCAAUUAUCUUCAUCAACAGGUGCUUAGUCACGAAGCUUACGUAGCAGGAGAUUUGGCCACAUCUGUUCCGAAAGCUUUUCUGAGAAUGGAUGAAAUGAUGUGCGGAGAAAGAGGGCAAAGAGAGUUGGCUUUAUUUGCUGGCAAAAUUGACCAACCUAGGGGUAUUUUAGAAGGCUCAAUACAGUCACCUAAGAGUGGUGAAGUUAAUGGCCAAAUAGACGACUGGUCUUCUAAGGAGGGAGCUCUCUCUGAUUACAAUGGACCAUCUGCUGGAUGCACAGCUUGUGUUGCACUUGUCCGAGACAAUCAACUUCUUGUUGCAAAUGCUGGAGACUCCCGUUGUGUUCUUUCUCAGAGGGGUCAGGCACACGAUCUUUCCAAGGAUCACAAACCUGACCUUGAAGCUGAGAAAGAAAGGAUACUGAACGCUGGUGGAUAUGUCCAAUAUGGACGAGUCAAUGGGAGCCUCAACCUGUCUAGGGCAAUUGGAGACAUGGAACUGAAGCAAAACAGAUCGUUACCCGCUGAAAAGCAAAUUGUGACAGCAAACCCUGAUAUAACCACUGUUGAGCUAUCCGAUGAUGAUGAUUUUCUUAUUAUCGCUUGUGAUGGAAUAUGGGAUUGCAUGUCAAGUCAAGAAGCAGUUGACUUUGUACAAGAACACUUGAAUUCAGAAAGUAAACUAUCUACAGUGUGUGAAAAAACGCUUGAUCGCUGUUUGGCACCAUCGUCUGGUGGGGAAGGUUGUGAUAACAUGACCAUGAUCCUAAUACAGUUCAAGAAAAGUAUUGACAGAAAAGCGUCGAAGUCAUCUGAUCAGCAAGCCGAACCAAAUCAUAAUGUACCCGGUCCUUAAGCUAACUUCCAGACUUCUAGUUUUGCAUUGUUGAGUUACAUGUUUUGUUUGUAGUAAUUUCUCAUGGUACAUCGUUGGUCUGAGAGAAACUCAUUUGUAAAUGUUGAUUUUCAUAAGAAAUAGUGUUUCUGGAGUUAAUGCACGUAUCUUUUUGUUGGUGGAUACAAACUGAAAAUAUGAUCUUUCUACUUUCAAUAUUGAACAAUA